This is a messenger RNA of Peromyscus californicus insignis, 1608 nucleotides long. Its product is annotated as zinc finger protein 431-like. NCBI's taxonomy places the organism in Eukaryota, Metazoa, Chordata, Mammalia, Rodentia, Cricetidae. The transcript is spliced from 6 exons. The annotation marks the transcript as partial. Gene Ontology annotation, biological process: regulation of DNA-templated transcription. The record is from RefSeq and is a predicted model, not a curated record. Gene Ontology annotation, cellular component: nucleus.
AUGGGCAAGAAGGAGGUUGAAAGCAUUCCUGCUGUGACAGUAGAUGAUGCUGGUGAGGACGCAGUGACAUAUAAUGAUGUGCAUGUCAACUUCACUCAGGAAGAGUGGGCUUUGCUGGAUCCUUCCCAGAAGAAUCUCUACAAAGAUGUGAUGGUGGAAACUUACAGAAACCUCACUGUUAUAGGUUACAAGUGGGAAGAUAAUAUUGAAGAGCACUGUCAAAGUUUUAGAAGACAUGGAAGGUAUGAAAGAAGUCAUACUACAGAGAAACCUUCUGAAUAUACUCAUUGUGUUAAAGCCUUUGAAUGUCAGACCUUUGAAUGUCCCAAUCAUCCGCAAAGGCAGUUAAGAAGACAUACUGGAGAGAAACCCUAUGAAUGUAAACAGUGUGGUAAAGCCUUUGCAGAAGACAGUUAUCGACAAGUACAUGAAAGAACACAUACUGGAGAGAAAACCUAUGAAUGUAAUCAGUGUGGUAAAGCCUUUAUGUAUCACAAUCAUCUUCAAAGGCACAAAAGAACACAUACUGGAGAGAAACCCUAUGAAUGUAAACAGUGUGGUAAAGCCUUUUCAUGUCAGAGUUAUCUUCAAAGUCAUAAAAGAACACAUACUGGAGAGAAACCCUAUGAAUGCAAUCAGUGUGGUAAAGUUUUUGCACAAUACAGUCAUCUUCAAAGUCAUAAAAGAACACAUACUGAAGAGAAACCCUAUGAAUGUAAUCAGUGUGGUAAAGCCUUUUCAUGUCAGAGAUAUCUUCAAAUUCAUAAAAGAACACAUACUGGAGAGAAACCCUAUGAAUGUAAACAGUGUGGUAAAGCCUUUGCACAAUACAGUCAUCUUCAAAGUCAUGAAAGAACACAUACUGGAGAGAAACCCUAUGAAUGUAAUCAGUGUGGUAAAGCCUUUGCACAAUACAGUCAUCUUCAAAGUCAUGAAAGAACACAUACUGGAGAGAAACCCUAUGAAUGUAAUCAGUGUGGUAAAGCCUUCUCAUGUCAGAGAUAUCUUCAAAGUCAUGAAAGAACACAUACUGGAGAGAAACCCUAUGAAUGUAAUCAGUGUGGUAAAGCCUUUGCACGUCAAGAUCAUCUUCAAAGGCAUAAAAGAACACAUACUGGAGAGAAACCCUAUGAAUGUAAUCAAUGUGGUAAAGCCUUUGCACAAUACAGUCAUCUUCAAAGGCACAAAAGAACACAUACUGGAGAGAAACCCGAUGAAUGUAAUCAGUGUGGUAAAGCCUUCUCAUGUCAGAGAUAUUUUCAAAGUCAUAAAAGAACACAUACUGGAGAGAAACCCUAUGAAUGUACUCAGUGUGGCAAAGCCUUUUUAUGUCACAAUCAUCUUCAAAAGCAUAACAGAACACAUACUGGAGAGAAACUCUAUGAAUGUAAUGAGUGUUGUAAAGCAUUUUUUAUGUCACAGUUAUCUUCAAAACAUAAAAGAACACAUACUGGAGAAAAACCCUAUGAAUGUAAUCAGUGUGGGAAAACCUUUGCUGAAGAUAGUUAUCUUCAAGUACAUGAAAGAACACAUACUGGAGAGAAACCCUAUGAAUGUACUCAGUGUGGCAAAGCCUUUUUAUGUCACAAUCAUCUUCAAAGGCAUAAC